AUGCCACCGGAUCUGGACCUUACCCAAGACGUCCCUGAAGAAGUUCUUCUUGUCCUUUCGCCUCACGAACGUCUAUGGGUCGAAGUUCAUGCCUUUCUCUUCAAGAAUACGAUGGGAAGAAGCCUUUUUGUCGACGAGACACUCGUCGGCAAGACUUCUAUCCCACUGGACCAGUUUAUUGUCAACGAGCAGCUAGCUGCAAUCUCCGAGAAUACUCUCUCCACAGCAUCUGGGUACGAGUUUCGCGACGCCCGGACCGGCUCUGAAUCCUUUUACAAGUACAUUACUAGCUUCAACAGUAAGGUCGAUACGCUCUCCCGUGCCCACACCGAUGUCUCGGCCGAACCAAGUAUUCCUACCGGGGCUGCCCAACCAAUCGACCACGCCAGUAUCAUCAAGGAGGCAAUUUUGGCAUCAAAGACCGCGACCACCAAUGACGCGGCAACCAAAGCUCAAGAGCGAGUCCUACUGUCAUGGCGAAUACUCUUUGGCCAUUUUAUCACCCAACGGUGUAGAGAAGACCGCCUGCGUCAACUUCCUCUUCCGGAACUUCCAGUGCACGAAUACUUGUUGCCCUUUGCUCCAUCUCCAUAA
Messenger RNA from Cylindrotheca closterium, 594 nucleotides. Lineage: Eukaryota; Bacillariophyta; Bacillariophyceae; Bacillariales; Bacillariaceae. The record is from the annotation of a GenBank genome assembly.